AUGUCCUCACCCACUCCUGCCUACGGAAGAAAGAAGAAAUCCACCAAUCAAACUAUCGAAGAAGAUCCCGACUCUAUUAAAAUCUUCAACCAACUAAAAACUACAAACUCUUCCUAUCAGCAAAUAUUGAAUAGAGUUUCAACAUUACACCAAUCGCCAUUUACCUGGGCAAGGAAUUUGGGAAAUGUUGAUUAUUGUACAGCUAUAGAGCCUUCCUGUGAUGCUAAUUAUUCAUCAGAGGCUUCUUGUAUUUCAUGUUCAUCACAAUUAAUUAAUAAUAAUAAUAUGAUGACGAUGAUGAAUACUACAUCAUCAUCAAUAGGUGGAAAUUCAUCGGAUUUUAUAAACAGUUGUAUUGAAAGAUUGGAGAAGGGAAUUCCUUUGAGAGAAAUUGAAAUUAAACAAUUAUGUAUCAAGGCACAGGAAGUUUUGAUGAAUGAAAGUAAUAUUGUGAGAGUUUCAUCUCCUGUUACAGUUGUUGGAGACAUUCACGGUCAAUUUUGGGAUGUAAUUGAAAUGUUUAGAGUUGGAGGACCUUUACCGAAUACUAAUUACUUGUUUUUGGGAGAUUAUGUGGAUAGAGGAAAACACUCUGUAUUGACAAUGAGUUUACUGCUGUGUUAUAAAUUAAAGUGGCCACAAAGGAUUACUCUAUUGAGAGGUAAUCAUGAAACUAGAGGAAUUUCUAGAACUUAUGGUUUUUAUAAGGAAUGUAUGGAAUAUUAUGGAAGUCCAAAUACUUGGAAUUAUUUUACUGAUCUUUUUGAUUAUUUAACAGUGGCUGCAUUGGUGGAUGAAAAGAUUUUCUGUGUACAUGGUGGACUUUCUCCUGCAAUUACCUCUCUGGAUCAGAUAAGAGUUUUGGAUAGAUUUGGAGAACCUGGAAUGGAGGGUCCACUUGUGGAUUUAUUGUGGUCUGAUCCAGAUCCAGAUCGUGAAGGAUUCGGAACUAAUAAUUCAAGAGGGGCUGGCUAUUUAUUCGGAGGUGAUAUUGUUAAAAAGUUCCUCCAUUUCAAUAGUGCCAUUCACAUGUGCAGAGCUCACCAAUUGUGUGAUGCUGGCUAUCGAUUACUCUUCGAUGAUAGACUCAGUACAGUGUGGAGCGCACCAAAUUACUGUUAUCGAUGUGGUAAUAAGGCAUCAGUUCUGGAAAUUGACCAGGAAUUGAACAUGUUUUUCAAUAUAUUUGAAGAUGCUCCUUCACACGCAAGAGAAUGCACUGUGGAUAGUAAACUCCACAAGAGUACAAUGAAACUCAUCAAGCCAAAGAAUGGCAAUGGAGAUUUCAAAGUGGCAACCUCUAUCAAUGGUGGUGAUGAGUCCAGUUUUGAUGUUUCUCAAUAUUUCCUUUAA
Messenger RNA from Naegleria gruberi, 1353 nucleotides. RefSeq lists its product as uncharacterized. The record is from RefSeq and is a predicted model, not a curated record. Lineage: Eukaryota; Heterolobosea; Eutetramitea; Acrasida; Naegleriidae. Gene Ontology annotation, biological process: peptidyl-serine dephosphorylation. The coding region runs from base 1 to 1353 and encodes 450 amino acids. Gene Ontology annotation, molecular function: protein serine/threonine phosphatase activity. The transcript has a single exon. Gene Ontology annotation, cellular component: FAR/SIP/STRIPAK complex.